Messenger RNA from Frieseomelitta varia, 1534 nucleotides. Its product is annotated as putative metabolite transport protein HI_1104. Gene Ontology annotation, molecular function: transmembrane transporter activity. Gene Ontology annotation, biological process: transmembrane transport. NCBI's taxonomy places the organism in Eukaryota, Metazoa, Arthropoda, Insecta, Hymenoptera, Apidae. The transcript is spliced from 7 exons. The annotation marks the transcript as partial. The record is from RefSeq and is a predicted model, not a curated record. Gene Ontology annotation, cellular component: membrane.
ACUAUUGGAAUAUGUUUGUUUCACAGUUGCCUGUCUCUGGAACUUAAUGGGUCCCGCUAUUGUGAAUGGAACUACAACGGCCUUGGUCUCGACUAUCAAAUCCUAGCAGGACCGAGUUUCAUCGCCGUGUUCACGAUUGUUGGCGUUGCUCUAGGUAUCGCGGCUGACAAGUAUAACAGAGUGAAACUAUUAACUGUAUGCACGCUGAUAUUCAGCAUCGCCAUAGUUUUAAUGGGAGCAGUUGGAGAGUAUUGGCAGCUAGUCAUUCUGCGUAUGAUUCUAGCAGCAGGGGAAGCAGGAUGCAAUCCCUUGGCUACGGGUUUGCUCUCCGACUGGUUCCCAGAGAAACAACGGGGACUCGUCAUGUCGAUUUUCAAUUGGGGCAUUUACGGUGGUUACGGCAUUGCCUUCCCCGUGGGUCGUUACAUUCCAGGAUUAAACAUUGGAAAUCUGGGAUGGAGAGCAUGCUACUACGGAGCUGGUAUAAUCGGGCUGAUUAUGGCCGCUCUCACUUUCACCCUUUCCGAACCGGAGAGAAAGACAAUCGGCGAGGAAGGGGCGAGUACUAGUGGAAAAAAAACAGGCAUUUGGAAAGUAAUCCUACAACCGAGGGUUAUACUGUUAUGCAUAGCUGCCAGCAUCAGACAUUGCGGUGGAAUGUGUUUCGCGUACAACUGCGAUCUCUAUUACAGAGAUUACUUCCCCGAUUAUGACCUAGGCUGGUGGCUUUUCGCGGUGACUAUAGUGAUCGGUAGCAUCGGCGUUGUGGUCGGCGGUGUAAUUAGCGACAAAUUCGUGGCGAAAAUGGGCAUUAGGUCGCGUGUGGCUGUUCUAGCUAUCAGCCAAAUCAUCGCCACGCCGUUUGCAUUUAGCUCGGUGUACUUUAAUCCCUUAUGGGCUAUGAUUACCCUUGGAAUUUCGUAUUUCUUUGCCGAAAUGUGGUUUGGAAUUGUCUUCGCAGUGGUCGUGGAAAUAGUUCCCCUGCAUUUCAGAUCAACCACUAUCGGCGCUUUCUUGUUCGUGAUGAACAACAUCGGUGGAAAUCUACCAAUAUUGGUCGAACCAACCAGAAGGGCCAUUGGAUUCCGAGAAUCUCUUUAUAUUUUUUACGCCGGUUUCUACGGCCUUAGUUCUAUUCUCUUCUUUUCGACCAUGUUCUUCAUGGACGGAGCUGUUAAAGAACAACCAAAACCGGAAAUUAGCAAAAUACCAGAAUCCGGAUACGAUAACAGCACAUUCACUAACGACGAAGGACGAGUAUCAACAUUGGAACUUCCUCGAUUAUAUCCUCCACCACCACCACAUCGUUUUGAAAAUUCUAGGUUAUAAACGAUUAUAACUUUCAGAGAUUCUUUGUAAAUAGUAUCAGGAUCGAAGUUAGAUAUAUCCAUUGUAAUAAGUCGCAUCGAGUAGAUUACAAAAAUAGUAAAUCGACGAAUCGAUGUUUUGUAUAUUUUUUAAUUCUUGAAACAAGUAUUUGUUACGAUUAACAAAUAUGUGAAAAUUAGUUAUUAAAUAUCUUUAAAAAUGAUAA